This is a messenger RNA of Diorhabda carinulata, 3192 nucleotides long. Its product is annotated as interaptin-like. NCBI's taxonomy places the organism in Eukaryota, Metazoa, Arthropoda, Insecta, Coleoptera, Chrysomelidae. The transcript has a single exon. The coding region runs from base 1 to 3192 and encodes 1063 amino acids. The record is from RefSeq and is a predicted model, not a curated record.
AUGUUACUAAAUAAUGCAGCUGGAGUUUUGUUAGUUUUAGUGGUAGUGUGUGCUCAAAAUCCAUCCCCUAGAAAUCCAAGGACUAUACAAUCAUUUUUAACGAAUGUCGGUGAUUUAUUUGGAUACGAUGUGUUUAAACGACCCAGAAUAGUGAUAAAUAUCCCUGGGACUAUUGCAGUAGCACCAGUUCCAGCUCCUGCACCAGCUCCGGCUCCUGCACCAGCUCCGGCUCCUGCACCAGCUCCGGGACCAGCACCAGCUCCUGGACCAGCACCAGCUCCUCGCCCAGCACCAGCUCCUCGCCCAGCACCAGCUCCUCGACCAGCACCAGCUCCUGGGCCAGCUCCUGCACCAGCACCGGCUCCUGCCCCAGCCCCUGCGCCAGCAGCAAUUGCAGCUCCUAAUUUGCUAACUGAUAGUGUACGCAGGCAGUUCAGUAUUAAUUUAAAUUGGGAUAGAAGUAAGUCACCACCUCCAAAUGAACCCGUAAUUGUUCUAUCUCCACCAGGUGCCCUAGUUCAAACAGCAGCACCAGUACCGGCUGCUGCUCCUGUACAACCUGCGCCUACGGGACCACCAAUACCUGCAAAAAUUGAACGGGAACGACAACCAGAAAGAAGGCAAGAUCAAGAGGAUGAAAGUGUGCGCGAAAGAGAACCGGUUGAGGAUUACGAAGAACAAGCUGAAGAUUAUGAAGAUAGGCCGAAACGAUUCCAUAUAACCAUUCCUGAUUAUACUAAUCUAGAAAAAUUAACAGAAUCUAAAAGGGAUAUAAAUUCAAAUGGGGACGCAGGUAAGAUCAGAUUCAAAGAAGAUUUUCAAAAUUACUGGAGAAAUGCACCGUGGACUGUUGAACAUGGUUACAAAUAUGUAGUGCCCCAAGAAUCGUCAAGAACGCUUGUCAACUCUAAUAAACCAAACGAAAUACCAAAAGAAUUAUCGAAAUACGAAGAACUUCCUCUUCCUAAAGAGAAUUCUGUACGUAGUUUGAAUUUCAUUCAUAAUAUAAGAUUUUAUACUAAAGAACCUCAGGCAGCACCCUCAACUGCUGUCAGUUAUAUUCAAGCACCUCCUCAGAAUGAAGACUACCAUGCCGCGCCUUCCUAUUUAACGUCCCGUAUCGUUAAUGAACAGUUGUUGAAUUAUUUCGAUACAAAAAAUAUCAACAAUUCUCCAAAACCAGAUGAACAAUUACCAGAGCAAUCUUAUCUUACCUCCAAAGCUGUUAACGCCGAGUUACUUAAAUUCUAUGAAGAUAAAUUUAAAAAUGACGCUGCUGAAAAACAACAGCAAGUUAAUCAAGCACACAUAGUCAAUAUACAAAAUAAUCCAGAUACUCAUUCAAUUUUUCCAUAUAUAUUAAAAGACGAUAACAUUCAGAAUUCACCCCCAAAUCCUCUGCAAAAUAUUCCUCCCGACACCCCAGUAAUUAUUAACUAUGUUCAACAAGAUAACCCACUAGCUUUCUACGAAAGGCCUCACCCAGAUCUCACAAUAGAAAUAAAUAAUCAGGGAAUUGACGGUAACAUAAAUUUUCCAGAAUCUCCGAAGAAAGAAAACAAGAAAAACGAACAAAAACUGUUUGACGAUUUGUCUCAUGAGAAGAAGCAAUCAUUGAACGUAUUGAAAACUGAAAGUAGCAAAGAUAACGAAGACGAAAAGAGGUUCCACAUAAUCGACAAUAAUGCGAAAGAAAAUCUUGAAGUAGAAAAUAUCGGUGAAGACCAAGCUGAAGAACAAAAAGAUAGAGAGAAUGAAUACGAGGAAUCUGCUGGAGCAGAGAAUAAUGAAAAAACUGAAUCAGAUGAAGAGACUAUAAAUGGAGAAGUACGAAAGGAAUCUACAGAAGACGAAGAUGGUGAAAUUAAAAACGAAGAAUACCAAGAAGAAUCCAAACGAGAUAAGGAGAGCGAAGAAUCUAUCAAAGAUAAAGAAACUGAAGAGCUUAGUGAAAAUGAAGAAAAGGAUACAUCUAAGAUUAAGCCCGAAAACGAAGAAUCUAGGAACGAGGCAGAGAAUGAGGAAUCGAAUAAUGAAGAAUCAGAUUCAUAUGAACAAACAAGAGAUCAACAAUACGAUUUCAAAGAUAUAGAUAGUUUUAUAAGCACACAUUUUGGUGAUAUAAAGUCUCCGGAUUAUGAGAAAAUCAGAGAAAAAAUUGUAUCUGAAGGCGAAGCAAGAGCAGAGCAAUCAGUAGGAGCCUCCGAAAAUGGAGAAAAUGAUUUUUACGACGAAAAUGGAGAAUCCCAUAAGGAUAAUGAAGAAUAUAAAUACACAACUGCAGAGUCCAAUGAUGGAAAUAAAGAGAUUGGAGAAGCUAAGGAGGAAAACGAUGAUUUAGAGGACGAAGUAAAAAUUAUCAAAGAUGAAGAGGAAGAAUUGACGAAAAUACGAGAUCUGGAGCGUCAACAUAAUCAAGAAUUUGGUACGGUAUUUCCAAAAUUAGGCGAAGGAACUGAGUAUGCAGAUUUUUUUAAAGCAUUCUCAGACAACUCCAGCGAAAAUAAAUUUAAAAAUCAGGAAAAUGAAAAUUUUAAAACUCCGGAAGACGAAAAGAAAGAUUCCUCAACAACUAUUGAGAAGUAUAAAGAUAAAGCGCAAAUUAAAACCAAUCAAAACGUCGAGGGGUUGAACAAAUUUGAUAUACAUGAUAGUUAUAGAAAAGCUAAAGAAGAUUUUACUAAAAAAUUAACGGUGGGCAAUAAAAAGAACUUUUCUAAAGAAUCACAAAAGGAUUAUGGAAAAACUGAACCAAAAAAACAAUUCACAGACAAAGAUAACUUUGAAUCGACAGAAAAAACAGUGGUACAUCCUUUAUACUCCGGAGUUUGGCGUAUUGGUAAUUUACAAGAAUUAUAUAAAUUAGAUAAACCUGUAACGGUACCUUUCGACAUUGAUUACAGUGCUUCCGAACACAAAGGUAAAGCUCAUCGAUCCAAAAGAAGCACAGAAGACGGCGAAGGGGUAGUUAAUUUAUACGAACAAUUAAAUAAAUAUAUACCAGAUACCUAUUCAGAAACAUUCUCAGCCAACGUUGAAAUUCCAGAGCCACAAAUUCCAGAUUACAAGAGUCUUGAUGUUAUAACUCAACAAGAUGACCCUUUGUCUUCUAAUGCGAGAAUUUUUAGUAAGGAGGUAGGAAGGAGAAGAAGUGUUGUAAGAAAUAUACGACCAUUUAUAUUCAGUUACUAA